GUGAGGAGGCAACAGCUCUCAGCAGCAGCAUCAUGACCAUCAAUAAGUAUUCUACGUAGCCUUCAGCACAACGUGAUAUAAGCCCUGAUACUCCACCUACGCUCCAGUUGCUGAUUGGCGUUACGUAGGUAUCCAGCUAUCAUUUAUUAGCCCAAAGCGUGGACGCCUCAUUUAUACUGACCGGAUCUCAGUGCAGGAUCUAUCCGUUCCCACUUUCCUCUGCACCAGGGCGCACGCAGCUGACUCUCUUACCAAACUAUCUGCUCGACAGAAAACAGGUGCUGCUUAGAAAAUGAGGAGAGGUUUGCUGCUGGUCACUCUGUUCCUCAUCAUGAAACUUCGAUGCAGCCAGUCCAGAUGCGAGGAGCCCGCAUCGCGCAGAUCAUCAUCAGAUCAGACCACAGGCUUGGAUAACCUCAAGCGGAACAUUCUGAAGAGGUAUAGCGAUUUGGAUUAUGACAGCUUUGUGGGUCUGAUGGGAAGAAGAAAUGCCGAUGCAAAUGAAGUAGAGUCGCCACAAAAAAGGGAAAUGCAUGACAUUUUUGUUGGUCUAAUGGGAAGGAGAAACUCAGAGUCUGAUAAUGGUCCCUGGAGGAGAGAGUAUCCAGAAAGGAGAGGCAUUUUUCUCAACAAGUGCAGGCUGAGGUUUCUUCAGGGGCUGUAGACAUUCAUACCAAAGCAACUCUCUCAUCUGGUUACACUGACAGAAGAUCACAGCGAACACACACAGUGAACUACAUGUCUGAUGGAAAUGACUACAUGGCGUGAUUCACACUGUAAACCUGCCAGCUGGCUUAAUGAAAGUGACCAUAAACUACACAGAUUGUAUUUUGUUUUUCACUGACAAACCUGAUUAGUAGUGACA
Epinephelus fuscoguttatus (brown-marbled grouper) is the source of this 865-nucleotide messenger RNA. RefSeq names its product tachykinin precursor 3a (gene tac3a). Gene Ontology annotation, biological process: tachykinin receptor signaling pathway; positive regulation of blood pressure. The record is from RefSeq and is a predicted model, not a curated record. The coding region runs from base 293 to 664 and encodes 123 amino acids. The transcript is spliced from 7 exons. Lineage: Eukaryota; Metazoa; Chordata; Actinopteri; Perciformes; Serranidae.